Talpa occidentalis (Iberian mole) is the source of this 5524-nucleotide messenger RNA. RefSeq names its product ENAH actin regulator (gene ENAH). Gene Ontology annotation, molecular function: SH3 domain binding; profilin binding. NCBI's taxonomy places the organism in Eukaryota, Metazoa, Chordata, Mammalia, Eulipotyphla, Talpidae. The transcript is spliced from 15 exons. Bases 244 to 2658 code for a protein of 804 amino acids. The record is from RefSeq and is a predicted model, not a curated record. Gene Ontology annotation, biological process: actin polymerization-dependent cell motility; actin polymerization or depolymerization; axon guidance.
CCUUCUCGCUCCGGCGCGGCGCGUCUCCCCCGGGCUCCGGUCUCUUUCUCCCCAGGCUCCCUUUUGUCCCUCCUCAUUUCUCUUUCUUUCUCGUCGCCCUUCCCAACCCCUCUCACGGGGGGUCUCGCUUCGACGUUCUCUCGUUUUCCCUCAAAUGCUCCUCUUACGCCCUGGAUUUCCCUUCCUAAAUUUAAUUUGCUCCCGGCUCCCUCCCCCCCAGCCUUUGCCAGCCAAACCUGGGAGAUGGGGAGGGGUUCGAGAAUCGAAGCGUGCAUGUUGCUGGGAAACAGUGAACAGAGCAUCUGUCAGGCAAGAGCUGCGGUGAUGGUUUAUGAUGAUGCCAAUAAGAAGUGGGUGCCAGCUGGUGGCUCAACUGGGUUCAGCAGAGUUCAUAUAUAUCACCAUACAGGCAACAACACAUUCAGAGUGGUGGGCAGGAAGAUUCAGGAUCAUCAGGUGGUGAUAAAUUGUGCCAUUCCUAAAGGGUUGAAGUACAAUCAAGCUACGCAGACUUUCCACCAGUGGCGUGAUGCUAGACAGGUGUAUGGUCUCAACUUUGGCAGUAAAGAGGAUGCCAAUGUCUUCGCAAGUGCCAUGAUGCAUGCCUUAGAAGUGUUGAAUUCACAGGAAACAGCCCAGAGCAAGGUUACUGCUACCCAGGACAGCACUAAUUUGCGAUGUAUUUUCUGUGGGCCAACAUUGCCUAGACAGAAUUCGCAACUACCUGCCCAAGUUCAAAAUGGCCCAUCACAAGAAGAAUUGGAAAUUCAAAGAAGGCAACUACAAGAGCAACAACGACAAAAGGAGCUGGAGAGAGAAAGAAUGGAAAGGGAGAGACUGGAGAGAGAGAGGUUAGAAAGGGAAAGACUUGAGAGGGAGCGACUGGAACAAGAGCAGCUGGAGAGAGAGAGACAAGAAAGGGAGCGUCAGGAACGCCUGGAGCGAGAGAGACAAGACCGGGAGAGACUGGAGAGACUUGACCGGGAAAGGCAAGAAAGAGAGCGACAGGAACAGCUAGAAAGGGAACAGCUGGAAUGGGAGCGAGAGCGAAGAAUAGCAAAUGCUGCUCCAUCUUCAGACAGCUCCCUGUAUAAUGCUCCACUUCCUGAAUAUGCCAGUUGCCAGCCUCCUUCAGCACCUCCUCCAUCAUAUGCUAAAGUCAUCUCAGCUCCAGUGUCAGAGGCCACUCCUGAUUAUGCUGUAGUGACCGCUUUGCCACCUACUUCCACACCCCCCACACCACCACUUCGACACUCAGCGACACGUUUUGCAACAUCUUUAGGUUCAGCCUUCCACCCUGUUCUUCCCCAUUAUGCUACAGUUCCUCGUCCUCUGAACAAAAACUCUCGACCUUCUUCUCCUGUGAACACACCCUCUUCUCAGCCUCCAGCUACGAAGCCCUGUGCCUGGUCUACUUCCAAUUUUUCGCCCCUCCCUCCAUCUCCUCCAGUAAUGAUUAGCAGCCCCCCAGGCAAAGCUACUGGUCCGAGACCUGUUCUCCCUGUUUGUGUUUCUUCUCCUGUGCCCCAAAUGCCUCCAUCACCAACAGCAUCCAAUGGGCUGCUUGACUCAGUAACAUAUCCAGUGUCUCCACCGCCUACCUCAGGGCCCGCAGCGCUGCCGCCGCCUCCACUGCCUUCCCUCGCACCACUCUCACACUGUGGAUCUCAAGCUUCUCCUCCUCCAGGCACCCCUAUUGCCUCAACUCCCUCAUCCAAGCCUAGUGUUCUCCCUUCUCCCUCUGCAGCUGCCCCUGCCUCUGUGGAGACUCCUCUAAACUCAGUGCUGGGAGACUCCUCUGCUUCUGAGCCAGGCUUGCAGGCAGCCUCUCAGCCGGCCGAGACUCCAGCCCAACAGGGCAUUGUCUUGGGACCACCUGCACCUCCACCCCCUCCUCCACUCCCACCAGGUCCUCCCCAGAUUCCUGCAGCACUCCCCCCUCCCCCAGGGCCGCCUCCUCCCCCUCCACUCCCAUCCUCAGGGCCUCCCCCUCCACCUCCUCCACCCCCACUUCCUAAUCAAGUACCCCCUCCUCCUCCACCACCUCCCGCUCCUCCCCUCCCUGCAUCUGGAUUUUUUGUGGGAUCCAUAUCAGAAGACAAUCGCCCUUUAACUGGACUUGCAGCUGCAAUUGCUGGAGCAAAACUUAGGAAAGUGUCACGGAUGGAGGAUGCCUCUUUCCCAAGUGGAGGGAAUACCAUUGGUGUGAAUUCGGCCUCUUCUAAAACAGAUACAGGUCGUGGAAAUGGACCCCUUCCUUUAGGGGGUAGUGGUUUAAUGGAAGAAAUGAGUGCGCUGCUGGCCAGGAGGAGAAGGAUUGCUGAAAAGGGAUCAGCAAUAGAAACAGAACAAAAAGAGGACAAAAAUGAAGAUUCAGAGCCUAUAACUUCGAAGGCCUCUUCAACAAAUACGCCUGAACCAACACGAAAACCCUGGGAAAGAACAAAUACAAUGAAUGGCAGCAAGUCACCCGUUAUCUCCAGACCAAAAUCUGCACCCUCAUCACAGCCCAGUGCCAAUGGAGUCCAGACUGAGGCCCUAGACUACGACAGGUUGAAGCAGGACAUUUUAGAUGAAAUGAGAAAAGAAUUAACAAAGCUAAAAGAAGAACUUAUUGAUGCAAUCAGGCAGGAACUGAGCAAGUCAAAUACUGCAUAGAGAAACAAACUAAGGAGAGAUAGGACUUUAAUCUGGAGAAAGAAAGGAAAAAAAAAAAAAAAAACAACCUACAAACAACUGUUAACAACAACAAACCCCUACAUUUUGUGAGCUGUAAGAAGAAAAUGGAGACAAACAGUUGGAAGGAGGGAAAAACCAACAUACUUCGAAAGCCUUCAGACAUUAUUACUCUGGCGUUAAGCUAUUUCCCUCCCAGUUUGCUGCUUUUUUCUGACCUUUACAACAAGAUGGAAGAGAGUAGUAUAAGAGUUCCUGUAGCAGUUAUGCAGAAAAUAUUAAACCCAUCAGGCAAGAUCACCGUGCAUUGAAAUAUUUUCAUGUCGAGAUAAAAUGACACAUUUUCCACUAUCCAUUGCUAAAAUAAAGAGGAGAAAGGCUUAAGAAAUUUUUUCAGAGUGCUGAUGAAAGAAUCUAGCAAGUUUUGCUAUUGUAUUGUAAAUGUUUCUCUCAGGUUUGUCUUCCUAUCAUAUUUGAUAUUCCAUAAGUAAUUGAGAUCAGCCCUAUGUAGGUUAAGAUCAUAAAAUGUGAAACAAAUGGAAUUGUAUGUGCUUUCAAAGGGUGAUACUUAUAAGAAAGUGUCCUAAAAAUGAUUUGUCCACCUUGAGGAAUUUUAGAAUGAUAGGAAGUCUCUCGAGUUAGCCUUCAUGCAAUUUUGUAGAUUAAAACAUAAAAUUCGUCCAGAAUUUAAAGAUUUAGAUGCCUUCCUAAAUUGUUACAAUGCUUUACCAAAUCUUUGACUCCUACAUAACACAAACCAGUGGUCAAAUGUAAAACAGUAUAUUGUAGAUUUACUGUAGGUUUUCAACCUUUUUUAGAUUUAUGCAUGUGGACAUUUUUAUAAUGUAAUUACAAUCACCACAGAAUUAGCUUUUUUAAUUGCAGACAGUAAUGCAUGUCACACUAAUAUGUAGUGGCCUUUUUAAGGCCUAGUCCCAGGGAAAAACAUUUUGUAGAGUAUAGGGGUGUGGGAGGAAGGGAAGGCAUAACUUUUUAUUUAAAGUUAAUUUCUGCACUAUCUUUUUUUCUCAGUUACCUGCAUGAAUAAUAAUGAGGAAUAUUUUGUGACUUUAAUUGGUAAAUAUGUUAACAGAACCAAGUACUUAAUCUUUUACAUCAUGUCUUCAGCUAUUUGUAUUUUAACUUCAGUAAUUUCAAUGGUCUGAAACAUGAUUCUGAGCUUCACGUGAAUUGUAUCUUACUGUGGAACUCAAAAUUUCAAUCCCUGUUUUGGGCCCUGCAGUUAUACAGGUGUUCAGGUACAUGUUCCUGACUAUGAAGUUGCUUUCGAAUUUUGUUUUGUUGAAAUACAAGAACAACAAUGGCAACAAUUAAGGUCACAGAAAUCAUUAAGGGAAACCAAUGAGGAGUUCUGAAAUUCUUUUAAUAAAUAGAGACUUAGGAGGUGGAAGAAGGAAUGAGAUACUUUCCUUACCACUGAGUGUGUGUGUGCACUCCCUUUUCUUUCUCAUAAGAUUAAAAUAGGGCAGAAAUCCUAUCUGUUGCGAUGAUAGAGUUUUUGAAAUAUUAGGAAAUAAAGUUUUCCGGGCUCUCCAUCUUGAUUUAUGCUUGAGUUGUUAAUGUGCCAUAUUUGCUUUGAAAUCUUUGAUUAUUAGAAGUUUUACUAAAAUUUUGAAAUGAUCCUUUUUCAUCUGCUUUCUAGAUUUCUUCCAUCUCAGUUCAUAAGACAGAGCUUGUUGAUUGCAUCGUUUUCUAAAUGCUGCAGAUUCAUAGCCAUUACCACUUCAGAGAGGUUUGAAUGAGGGAAUUAUUUUUCUUUGUUAACAUAGUUUCUGUAGAAACUUAAUUUUUAGAUUAAUCUGUGAUGGAUGAGCUAUCAUCAGUCAAAUAUACAUUUUUUUUUUUCCCUAUCAACUCUUUGUUGUCAUGCAAUAGUAGUAAAGGCAUUGAAGAUGCAGCAAGCUUUCAAAGUACUAUUUUCUAAAAAGGAGGCAUUUUCAUCUUUAUUAUUGUACUUUUGGUUAUGCAAACACUUAGCUGAUAUAGACAUUAAUGUCCCCUAUAAAUCUGGUCAGAAAUCACUUUUGAUUUUGUUGGUUAAAUUGAAUAGUCUGUAGUAGGAUAGAGUACUGGGAACAAGUGGUCCAAAGUAAGAUAAAAAGACUACAAAAUAAUGCUAGAUCUUUAAAAAGAAACUGGUUUAUGCACUAAACGUUUUGUGCCUUGGUCUAAUAUUAACAUGAUGUCUGUGUAAAAUGACAAAAAGAACCAGUGUUGAAUCACGUUAUAUUUUGCAUUAUUCCAGAUUGCUUAAUGUGUUCUUUCCAAGACUUUGAUUGAAUUACUAAACUACAUUUGUCAACAUGACAUUUUUGUCAUUGUUAGAGAUUUCAGUAAUUAAAAUGGGAAACAGAAGCUUAAGUUAUUUUCCUUAUCAAAACCCUGUUCCUUGGAACCACAUUAUGAUGGUUUAUGUGCUCUUGUACGUUGGAUGUCUUAAGCUGAGUGCAGUUUAGGGGAUCCUUUCUAAUUACAGGAAGGUACUUCUUUCCUCAACACUGUGAUCUGACCUGUGACAAAUCUGUACUAUACACUAUGUAAAUGGCUAACAAGUCAAUUGCAAACCAACUGAAUGUACAAAUCUUAGUGCUGGUGCUGAAAUCUCUUCAGAAUAGUCAUCAUGAUUUCACAGUUUGUUUCAAAAUUUGCAAGCAUCAAGUGUCAAUCAAAACUGAAGAUGAAACACUAAUGAAUGUUGAAUUCUCAUGCUUUAGGUGUAUUUCCUUUUUAGAUUUUUCAGUUCCUUGCUAUUUUUACCAUACUGUUUCAUUUACAUUUCCUACGCGCUAACUUCGUUUGUGCGAUUGAAAUAAAAUUGCAGUAUAUA